Messenger RNA from Sphaerodactylus townsendi, 1800 nucleotides. It is a transcript of the gene CLPB, whose product is annotated as caseinolytic mitochondrial matrix peptidase chaperone subunit B. The record is from RefSeq and is a predicted model, not a curated record. NCBI's taxonomy places the organism in Eukaryota, Metazoa, Chordata, Lepidosauria, Squamata, Sphaerodactylidae. The coding region runs from base 1 to 1800 and encodes 599 amino acids. Gene Ontology annotation, biological process: cellular response to heat. The transcript is spliced from 14 exons. Gene Ontology annotation, molecular function: protein binding; ATP binding; ATP hydrolysis activity. Gene Ontology annotation, cellular component: cytoplasm; mitochondrion.
AUGAAGGAUUCCAGCACUGGGCAGCAGAAAGGGCUGCAAACAGAGCCAGGGAUCAAUUUUUUUGCCCCGGAGACACAGCGCCCAGCGCCUCCCUCGUCUCCGGCCACCUCCGUCCCACUGCAAAGGCAGGCCCCCGGCCCCCCUCCCAAGACAUAUGGGGCUUCUAUUCAGCUCCUUCUCCCUCCUUAUGAGUCGGCGGGCACCUUUGAAAUUCUGAUACGAGGUAGUGGGCGCAAACACAAAAUGGCUGCCGCAGGAGGCGGAGCCAUAUCCAGAGGAAGCCCAGUUACAGGGCAGAAAAGUGGAGCAGGGGGAUAUUGUCUUAAGUGGUUGUUCUUGCGUGGAUGGCCGUGGGAUCUCACUCACUCUGUGUUUCUGUCCAGGCUGUUGCAGGAGGGAGCCAACGUGAACUCGCGGCACAAGCUCGGCUGGACGGCUCUGAUGGUGGCGGCUAUAAACCGGAAUGCCAGCACGGUGAACCUUCUGCUGACAGCUGGGGCCGACCCAAACCUGGGAGAUGAGUUCAGCAGCGUCUACGAAACCGCUAAAGAGAAGGGGCUGCACUCCUUGGAAGACCCAUUUGGUCAUGACUCAUUAAAUGCCAGCGCCUCGAACUCGGCGACCAGAGAAGCGGGCAAAGUCAAGCCCGCCGCACAGAUGCCAACGCGUCGCCUCGCAAGGGCAUGGCUGGUCUUUGGUCAGCGCCUGAAGGACAUCGGUCCGCCGCCUCCUGACCCCGGCAGAGAGGAUUUCUCGCCAGCAGGACUGUGGGUUCCUUUCCCCAGGUUUUUGACAACAGAAUUACAUUUCAGUACAGGGGUCCCCCACGUGGUGCCCAUGAGCGCCGUGGCACUCCCGGACACCUUCCCUGGCCCCCACCAGAUGUUUCUAGAAACCAUCCGGAGAAAGGAAAAUGGCUGGUACGACGAAGAGCACCCACUGGUUUUCCUCUUCUUGGGAUCGUCUGGAAUAGGUAAAACUGAGCUGGCCAAGCAGACAGCCAAAUACCUCCACAAAGAUAUCAAGAAGGGGUUCAUUCGGCUGGACAUGUCAGAGUUUCAGGAGAGGCACGAGGUCGCCAAGUUCAUCGGCUCCCCACCAGGCUACGUGGGUCACGAGGAAGGCGGACAGCUGACCAAGAAGCUCAAGCAGUGCCCAAAUGCCGUCGUCCUCUUUGACGAAGUGGACAAGGCCCACCCGGACGUCCUCACCAUCAUGCUGCAGCUGUUUGACGAAGGCCGGCUGACAGACGGGAAAGGGAAGACCAUCGACUGCAAAGACGCCAUCUUCAUCAUGACCUCCAACGUGGCCAGCGACGAGAUUGCCCAGCAUGCCUUGCAACUGAGGCAGGAGACUGUGGAGCUGAGCCGGAAGAGGAUUGCCGAAAACCUGGACGAUGUCCAGAUGACCGACAAGAUCACCAUCUCCAAGCAGUUCAAGGAGAACGUGAUCCGCCCCAUCUUGAAGGCUCAUUUCCGUCGGGACGAGUUCCUCGGCAGGAUCAACGAGAUCGUCUACUUCCUCCCCUUCUGCCACUCGGAGCUCAUCCAGCUGGUGAACAAGGAGCUCAGCUUCUGGGCCAAGAGGGCCAAGGCUAGGCACAACAUCACUUUGCUGUGGGACCGGGAAGUCAUGGACGUUCUGGCGGACGGUUACAACUUGCACUAUGGGGCCCGCUCCAUUAAGCACGAGGUGGGUCCCUCCCCCGGCUUUUUCUCUUGCCCCCGGUUGGGUCAAAGGGACUGGGAGGGAGGCGGGGAGGCUGCUCGGGGCUCCGGUCGCAAGGCAGCGCUCAGCUGA